GGGAGGGGCGGGCACGUCCUGCAGUCGCGGGCGGGGACGGCGACUAGGGAGUGGGGCCCGGGUCGGGGAACGCUAAAGCUGUUGGGUCCCGCACUGGUGAUGGGGGAGCCCCGGCGGUGGUCCAGAGGCUCGCCUGGGCUCGGGGACCACGGAGUCUGCGAGGAGAGGAAGGGCUCGAGCGUUCGCAGUCGAAAGAUCCGGGCACCUGGCUCGGGGGCUGGGGUCCCCGCGCUCAGAGGGUUACGGAUCUAAACGCCCGGAACUGGGGAGUGGGCCGGCGUCUGGCUCUGGAGGGCCGGGACUGUGGAGGACAGUAUGUCUGGGCUGCCGUGCUGUCACCGGAGGCUGAAACAUGAAACCAGCCAGGCAGGAUGCCGUGCGCAUGCUCAACACCCUGCAGACCAAUGCCAGCUACCUGGAGCAGGCCAAGCGCCGGCGAGGUGACCCCCCAAAACAGCUGGAAGCCAUGGAGCUGUUCCUGGCGAGAAGCGGGCUGCAGGUGGAGGAUUUGGACCAGCUGAACAUCAUUCAUGUCACUGGGACCAAGGGGAAGGGCUCUACCUGCGCCUUCACGGAGCACAUUCUCCGGAAUUACGGCCUGAAGACCGGAUUCUUUAGCUCUCCCCACCUGGUGCAGGUGCGUGAGCGGAUCCGCAUCAACGGGCAGCCCAUCAGCCGCGAGCUCUUCACCAAGCACUUCUGGCGCCUCUACCACCAGCUGGAGAAGACGAAGGACGGCAGCUGUGUGUCCAUGCCCUCCUACUUCCGCUUUCUCACGCUCAUGGCCUUCCACGUCUUCCUCCAAGAGAAGGUGGACUUGGCAGUGGUGGAAGUUGGCAUAGGUGGGGCUUACGACUGCACCAACAUUGUCAGGAAGCCUGUGGUGUGCGGAGUGACGUCUCUUGGCCUUGACCACACCAGCCUUCUGGGAGACACGGUGGAGAAGAUUGCAUGGCAGAAAGGAGGCAUCUUUAAGCCUGGCAUCCCUGCCUUUACGGUGCUGCAGCCCGAGGGCCCCCUGGCAGUGCUGAGGGAGCGCGCCCAGCAGAUUUCAUGCCCCCUUUACCUGUGUCCACCCCUGGAAGCCCUGGAAGAAGGGGGGCCGCCACUGACCCUGGGCCUGGAGGGCGAGCACCAGAGGUCCAACGCAGCCUUGGCGAUGCAGCUGGCCCACUGCUGGCUGUGGAAGCAGGAGCACCAGGCCCUUGGGGAGCUGAAGACAUCGGGGCUGAGUGUCCCCGGGCAGCUGCCCCUGGCCCCUGUGUUCCAGCCCACGUCCCACAUGCGGCGCGGGCUUCAGGACACGGAAUGGCUGGGCCGGACGCAGGUGCUGCGGCGUGGGCCCCUCACCUGGUACCUGGACGGUGCGCACACCACCAGCAGCGUGCAGGCCUGCGUGCGCUGGUUCUGCCAGGCGCUGCAGCGCAACCAGAGGCCCCUCAGUGGGCCGCAGGUGCGGGUCUUGCUCUUCAACUCCACUGGGGACAGGGACCCUGCAGCCCUGCUGAAGCUGUUACAGCCCUGCCAGUUUGACUAUGCUGUCUUCUGCCCUAACCUCACGGAAGUGUCAUCCCCAGGCAGUGCAGACCAGCAGAACUUCACGGUGACGCUGGACCAGGUGCUGAUCCGCUGCCUGGAGCACAAGCAGCACUGGAGCCGCCUGGCCGAGGAGCAGGCCAGCCCUGCCCUCUGGAGCCCCCCGCAGCCUGGUGGGACUGCGCCCCUGCUGCUGGCGCCCCGCUCGCCCCACCCCUGCAGUGCCAGCUCCCUCGUCUUCAGCUGUGUCUCGCAUGCCUUACAGUGGAUCAGCCAAGGCCGGGACCCCAUCUUCCAACCACCUAGCCCCCUAAGGGGCCUCCUUGCCCACCCCACAGCAAGCGGCGGGGCUGGCAUCCUCCAGGAGGCUGGUGCCAUCCACGUGUUGGUCACUGGCAGCCUGCACCUGGUGGGCAGCGUCCUCAAGCUGCUGGAGCCCUCCCUGUCCCAGUAGCUGUGGCCACAGGUGGGGUGGGAGGGGGAGCCCCCCGCACCUGCCCUGCCUUCUCACCAUGAACUCACGCCAGGUGCCUUUCGGUUUCUGCUUUCUGAGUCUGCCGGGCUCUGGCGUGGAGUGGGGUGGAGGAGGGCCCCCCUCUCUGAGCCCCGCCACCCUCUCUGAGCCCUGUGCCUUGGCCUUGCCUUCCUCCCCACCCAGACAGUGAGGGCUUCCCUGGCCCGGCCCGUGUCCCCCACCGCCCCAGCCCAGCUGGUCUGUGAGCUGCCCGGCUGCGCUCGGGGUCCUGCGGUAUGCUGGUGGUAGAUUUCCUCCUCCAGCGCCUCCUGGGAAAGGAGAGGGUCUCUGCCUGGGGCACCCUGGGGACCGCAUAGCUGCAGUGAAUUAAAGCCUUUUGAUUUUAUUUUUAA
Messenger RNA from Chinchilla lanigera (long-tailed chinchilla), 2403 nucleotides. RefSeq names its product folylpolyglutamate synthase (gene Fpgs). Gene Ontology annotation, cellular component: cytosol; cytoplasm; mitochondrion. Gene Ontology annotation, molecular function: tetrahydrofolylpolyglutamate synthase activity; ATP binding. Gene Ontology annotation, biological process: tetrahydrofolylpolyglutamate biosynthetic process. The record is from RefSeq and is a predicted model, not a curated record. The transcript has 15 exons. The coding region runs from base 353 to 1990 and encodes 545 amino acids. NCBI's taxonomy places the organism in Eukaryota, Metazoa, Chordata, Mammalia, Rodentia, Chinchillidae.